Molecule: messenger RNA, 1173 nt
Organism: Oreochromis aureus
Lineage: Eukaryota; Metazoa; Chordata; Actinopteri; Cichliformes; Cichlidae
Gene: get1
Product: guided entry of tail-anchored proteins factor 1
Exons: 5
Coding region: 378-890 (170 amino acids)
Biological process (GO): tail-anchored membrane protein insertion into ER membrane
Source: RefSeq, a predicted model, not a curated record
CUUAUCUAACUUUAUAACCGCUUGGCUGGCCGCUCACCGGGUGUAUUAGUUGUGUGUGUGCGUGUAGGGUUUAAAUAAUGCAUGGCAGAUGGUGAGCUUGAGAUAUAGUUUACAUAAAGAAAGAAGAUUAUUAAAAAAAAAUAAAUAGUGCCUGCAUUUUUCCCCCUUUCCCAUCCAGUCCUUUAUUAUAGAGGACGCCAUAUAUAUAUGCACGUUACAUUAUUUCACUACUGCAGUGUUUAAAGACAGUCGUAAUUACUAACAGCAUGUCCCGUCUUUAGUGGGAUAAUUAUUAAAGUCAGUGCACUGAGCAGUCCAGCCGCUCAACAGCUGCAACAAGGAGGAGGCUGACUGAGUGGAGGAGAAAGGAAACAAACAUGGCGGCCGGCUAUGCAUGGUUCCUGGUGCUUGGCUCGGUUUUUCUCUGCAAUCUUAUGAAAAUCCUUCUACCGACCAUAUCUUCCUUCCUCUCAAAGAUGGUGCAGAAAGAUGCUGAGCAGGAGAGUGAGAUGAGGGCUGAAAUCCAAGAGAUGAAGAAGGAGCAGUCCUCCAUUAGCAUGAUGGAUGAGUUUGCUAGAUAUGCCAGACUGGAGCGCAAAAUCAACAAGACAACAGACAAGCUGAAAACACAUGUCAAAUCAAGAACCGCUCAACAAGCCAAAAUGAAGUGGGUUGUGAGCAUUGUUUUUUACAUACUGCAGGCUGCGCUGAUGAUUUCAUUGAUAUGGAAGUAUUACUCUGAUCCAGUGACUGUGGUACCAAGUAGAUGGAUUGCUCCUGUGGAGCGCCUCGUGGCUUUCCCAACAGGAGUGGCAGGUGGAGUAGGAAUCACAUGCUGGUUGGUGGUUUGCAACAAAGUAGUUACUCUGGCUCUGAAUGCUGUGAGCUAAAGUGUUUCCUAAUCCUCUGCUCAACAGUUUCCUUUGAUGACGAACGCUGCAGUUUUUGUUUUGUCAUUUUCAGUCAGCUGAUCCUAGUAAACAACGUUAAAAAAAUGCAGUGCAUUUUGGUGAUCUCGAAUUGCAGCAGUAGUUUACUAUAUAAGUGUUAUCAUUGUUAUCAUUGUUUUUAUUUAAGUAUAAUUAUGUGGCUGUUUUGAUUGUGCGUUUAUUACUUUGAAACAGUGGUUUGGAAAUGUGGAAAUUCAUUUUUAUUAAAAAGAAAAAAAAAUAA